AUAACUGAGUUUACGCAGACGCAGAAGACGCAGGCAAACCUGAGGUCCUCAGAAUGGCGGGCACAGGUUUGGUGGCUGGAGAGGUUGUGGUGGAUGCGCUGCCGUAUUUUGAUCAAGGUUAUGAAGCCCCUGGUGUGCGGGAAGCGGCUGCAGCGCUGGUGGAGGAGGAAACUCGCAGAUACCGACCUACUAAGAACUACCUGAGCUACCUGACAGCCCCGGAUUAUUCUGCCUUUGAAACUGACAUAAUGAGAAAUGAAUUUGAAAGACUGGCUGCUCGACAACCAAUUGAAUUGCUCAGUAUGAAACGAUAUGAGCUUCCAGCCCCCUCCUCUGGUCAAAAAAAUGACAUUACUGCAUGGCAAGAAUGUGUAAACAAUUCUAUGGCCCAGUUAGAGCAUCAAGCAGUUAGAAUUGAGAAUCUGGAACUAAUGUCACAGCAUGGAUGUAAUGCCUGGAAAGUAUACAAUGAAAAUCUAGUUCAUAUGAUUGAACACGCACAGAAAGAACUUCAGAAGUUAAGAAAACAUAUUCAAGAUUUAAACUGGCAGAGAAAGAACAUGCAACUCACAGCUGGAUCUAAAUUGAGAGAAAUGGAGUCAAAUUGGGUAUCCCUGGUCAGUAAGAAUUAUGAGAUUGAACGGACUAUUGUUCAGCUAGAAAAUGAAAUCUAUCAAAUUAAGCAGCAACAUGGAGAGGCAAACAAAGAAAACAUCCGGCAAGACUUCUGAAAAGACCAUUUAGCAGGUAGAAGAAAAGUUGGGCUUUCACAAAAGGCAUCUGAACUUUUAAUGAACUGUGAAGGACAACAGCAUCUUCCCAAAACCAUUGAUGUUUAAGUGUUUAGAAAUCACAGAACGUGUAGGCUGCUAUGGUAAUUCUAUUUGUAUAUCUCAACAGAAUUAAAAUGUCUAGCUUGGUGGUAUUUUUAUAGCCAUAAAAGAAAAUCUUUAGGCUUUCAAAGUAAGUAUGACUUUAGAAUAAUAUUGUGUCAUAGAAUUAGUUUUCAGCCAUGUGGACCAUAUUUUGUAUCCAAGGAUCCUUAUUUAAAGCUUUCAACAUGUACAGGAAGUUGGAAAUUUUUGGUUUAUGACUUUGUCUAAUAAAGAGAUAGUUCUAAAUGUAUUCUUGAUCACCAAACAAGACUUCAGAAAUACAGUGACUGUACAGAGUCAUCAUUAUCAUCAUCAUCAUAGGUAACAGUUAUAUCAAGCUUAAUAUGUGCUGAACACUUUAGGUAGAUGAACUGGAUGUAUGUGAAUAAAAAUUAUUUGGUCCUAACA
Molecule: messenger RNA, 1283 nt
Organism: Nomascus leucogenys (northern white-cheeked gibbon)
Lineage: Eukaryota; Metazoa; Chordata; Mammalia; Primates; Hylobatidae
Gene: BCAS2
Product: BCAS2 pre-mRNA processing factor
Biological process (GO): mRNA processing
Cellular component (GO): catalytic step 2 spliceosome; Prp19 complex; precatalytic spliceosome
Source: RefSeq, a predicted model, not a curated record